This is a messenger RNA of Opisthorchis viverrini, 378 nucleotides long. RefSeq lists its product as hypothetical. The transcript has 4 exons. NCBI's taxonomy places the organism in Eukaryota, Metazoa, Platyhelminthes, Trematoda, Opisthorchiida, Opisthorchiidae. Bases 1 to 378 code for a protein of 125 amino acids. The record is from RefSeq and is a predicted model, not a curated record.
AUGUUAUUUCCCUCAUUUCAGUUGUCCGUGGACUUGGAGUGGUUGGCUGACUCCUUGCUCCCUGCUCUCGCGCGCGAGUCUGUGUGCGCUGACUGUGUUCGGUUUCCCUGUAUGUCCGUUUGCGUGUACGUAGGCGAGUCAGCACAUGAGUUGUUGCUACGCUCACUAGACGGUACAGAUAAUCAACGCCCGAUGAGUCAGCUUAAUGUGACACUGGCCGGCUCUACUGACACUGCAAUGAUCAUGCAAUUACAGACGCCUCGUCAAUGUGUCGAAAUAUUGGUUGCUCGAUUGUGGUCGCUGGUGGUUGAUCAGAUGGCCGUUGAUCUGUUCACUGAGCCUGGCAAUUGGCUAGCAAAUGUUUCCUUCCUUAGUUGA